Fulvia fulva is the source of this 441-nucleotide messenger RNA. RefSeq lists its product as uncharacterized. Bases 1 to 441 code for a protein of 146 amino acids. The transcript is spliced from 2 exons. The record is from RefSeq and is a predicted model, not a curated record. Lineage: Eukaryota; Fungi; Ascomycota; Dothideomycetes; Mycosphaerellales; Mycosphaerellaceae.
AUGGCUUCUCCCUCGACACCGACUUCAGGCUCCAAGUCACCUUCAAACUCAGCACCAAACAAAAUUUGGUCCCUCCUCAAGAUGGGCAACACCCCAAGCAAAACCCACACCGACCUCCUCACCAAAGCUCACGAACUCGUUGCCCGGGUUCGAAGCCAAUACCCACUGUCCUACUUCCCCGGAAGCAUCGAACACAGCAAGCGUCUCGACACCCUGGAGGAGAUCCUCAAGGAGAAGAAGCCACCGAUCGACGUAGUGCAGGUGAUGUGUGAGCAACUGGCAGGACUGCUGGACUCGGAGGAUGCGAGCGAGACCUAUGAGAUUUGGGAGGCUAAGUGUCCUGAGUAUAGAGAGGCGAAAGUGAGAGAGGACAGUGAGAACUUUGGGGUACUCCUGAAGAGGCAGCGUGAGAAGGCGGGUCUGAAGACUGGAGGAUCUUGA